CAUCUUUCUUCAACCACCUGUGGCUAUGGCUAAUCACGGUGCCCUCCUCUGCUCAUGCUCCAAAGCCUUAGUCAAGGCCGAGAAGGAGUGCCAGCGCGUCCUAAGUAGAGCGAAAGCAAGCGAAUAUGAAAAAAAAAGUGCUCUGGAGGCAAAAGAUAGAGCCCGAGAUAACCUUAAUGAAACCUUAACUGCGAUUAAGGCAAACCAUGUCCUCGUAUUGAAUACCGUGGAAGAAGCCAAGGCUUUUACAGGGUUACUUACCGAACAUUUUGAAGAUCGAGGUCUGCUCGAACAUGUGGAGUUAGGCCAGGCUAGCGAUGACAUGAAGCGGAAGAUCUGGGCAAUAUUAGAAGCAGCCGGACUGCAUCUGGAGCAGGGGGAACUAGCUUUCGUCUUCGAGUCUUAAUGAUCGUUCUUUUAUCCUCUUGGGGUCAUACCCACCUAUCUAUCUGCAAGCUGUUAUUUCUUCACCGUACUACUUUUCCUUUUCCAAGAACUUGUCAAUGCAAGAUAGGGAUUCGUGGACCUUGAGAGAGAGAAAUGGAUCCCAACUCUUUGCAUUGAAAAGGUAUUAUGAGAAAAGCACAUCUUUUUUUUAUCAUUUUAACUUAAUGGGGAUCUUUCGCAUCAUUUUCUCCCUGUGGAGGACUGGCUGGGACAGUAGAGCUAGAGAUUGUAUCCAAUGGGUUGUAACUUGCCAGCAGAUAGGAUCGACCUGAUCAAAAUGUUUCCUUUCUUCUUCUACAAGUCCACGCGCAUCUUUCACUUGACUGAGUAAUCUUCAGCUGAUGC
Messenger RNA from Rhodamnia argentea, 792 nucleotides. RefSeq lists its product as uncharacterized. The transcript has 2 exons. The record is from RefSeq and is a predicted model, not a curated record. Bases 26 to 406 code for a protein of 126 amino acids. NCBI's taxonomy places the organism in Eukaryota, Viridiplantae, Streptophyta, Magnoliopsida, Myrtales, Myrtaceae.